Messenger RNA from Diceros bicornis minor, 788 nucleotides. RefSeq names its product cilia and flagella associated protein 92 (putative) (gene CFAP92). Lineage: Eukaryota; Metazoa; Chordata; Mammalia; Perissodactyla; Rhinocerotidae. The record is from RefSeq and is a predicted model, not a curated record.
ACAGCAGUGCUCUUAUUUUCUUCCAGCCAGGAGUGCCGGGCCUGGGGGUGCUCUGCAGCAUGUCAGUGCGCUCCAGGGAGUGGGAGGACGAGGACAGGGCCAGCAUGGGGCCCAUGGUCUCCACGGGCAGCUUUUACCAGUCCGGGAGCGAGGGUGGCGUGGAGGAGCACCUGAAGGCCAGAGCGCAGGCGUCAGGUUCUGGCCACCAGUGCAGCGCCGAGUCCUCAGACGGGCCUGCCAGCACUGGCGACUCUGACGUGCCCCAGAUCAUCCCCUGGCAUUUCAGCAUCUCCCUGACCUUCCCGGUGAAUGUCGGUGAUAAAGGAAAAUAUACAAGUUUGAUUGAAAAACGUAAGAAAUGCCCUAAAACGGACAAACCUGCUGCAAAGCUUCGCCGUUUCUACCACAUUGAGUAUUUUCUUCUGCCGCAUGAUGGAGAGCCUAAAAAAGUUGACAUUGUGCUGUUUCCAGCGGUGGCCAAAGUGUUCCUGGAUUCAGAAGUAAAGAUGUGUACCGUGAGGCCGUGGCAUGAAGGAGACAAAGUCUGGGUGUCAUGGAUCCAAACUUUUAACAUUAACAUGACAAAGGAGUUACUAAAGAAAACAAAUUUUCACAGAAUAACUUUGAGGCUCUGGGACACUAAGGAGAAUAUUUUGAAAAAAGUUAGGAAGUAUCUAUCAGAGACGUUUGGGUUUUUGGAAGAUGCAGGAGCUCUUGGUAAGUCAGGUAUUCGUGUUUUAUUUGAAAUGUCUCUGGAGGCUCGUGGCUUCUCCUUAGUAACAGGAUAA